AUGCCCACCGCACACGGCCUCACAGUCAGCGUGGUGACUGCGAAUGGCCACAAGUUUCCAGAAUACGGCCAUCAGAACCUCCGCGGAUCUACCGCCCGAAGCAAGACUGUCAGCAGCAAGAUCCAGGCCAAAGAUGGUCAGACGUUCUGCAUCAUGGUCGAUGUUGUCAAGAAAUCGUCCCCCCACCAUGAGAAAGGGAAACAUGCGCUUACGUCUCUCAGCAAAGAGUCCGGUGGGAUGGGAAGCAGCCGUGGCCGAUACAACCUGAGGUCUUCUCUGAAGCAAGACGGGGUCCGGGCAGAACAGAAGGAGAAGGAUUGUGAGGGCAAAGGCGCGCUGCAGCAGGUUUCGAGCGGAAAGCUUCCUUUCACUUUGGUGGCGUGGGUAUACAUUGACGGAAAUAAGGUGCCGGAAUGCAGCCAGAUCCUGUACACUGAGCCCAACUUGUCGCCUUAUGUCUUAAGAGGACGGUAUACCGCUGCGAGCAAGGGACAGAAGCCUGGUGACAUCCAGCAAGACAUCGUGAUACAAGAAUGGGUCUUCACACCGGUGGGGAUCGAUGUGCUGCUCUCCAAGAUGGACAUCGCCGCGCCAGAUCCAGAGCCUCCUGCAAAUGCAAUCGAGGAGGAACUGGACGAAGUGAUCCAAGGUCUGGCAGAAGUGAACGCAGUCAAGAGACCCAAGUCUGGACAAAUUGAAGUUCGCAUCACCCGUAUCGUCGACUUGGGUCAUGGACCUCGGAGCGACUGGAGUCGCAAAGAACAACAGCGGGCAAAGGAAGACGCUGAAGGGACCCAUACCGUCUCGAUCUGCGAGCCACAACGCACAAUGCGCGUCAAGACGUGUGCAUGGCGCCCGUACGAUGAGACCGAGGAGUAUUAUGCAAAAUUCAUCUUUCAAUACAUGGGCAUUGAAAAACUGGUCAAUCUUGGAUUGUGCACCGCGGAUGGGAAGUCAACGAAGCAGCUACAAUUGGAAGCUCGUGCUAGUCCACUCUCAUCGCUCCCCAAUAGUGCAGGCUCACAGGCAAGUCCACUGAAGAGCUUGAAGGGAUCAAACAAACGCAAGGGUGACAAGGUCGAAUCUAGCGGACGUCCAUGGUCCAGUGAUGAGGAGGGGAAAGAUGGGGGAGACACGUCGUCCAGCGAUGAUAGCGAUCGACCUCGGAAGCGCCACGAGACUGCCCUUAUGAGGCCUAUGCCACGAACAUUGAAGAAACUGAUUGGUUCCCAGAAGAAAAAGGACAGCAGUCUUUCUCUCCUACCGAAUGCUAGACACCAUCAUGCUGGUCAAAGUCGAAUGCAGCUAGUGAUCCGGGCCGGGAGGAAUGGCGGCGGAGCUGAAGAUCAUGGUUCAAAGCUAGAGCUGGUGGAGCCGGGGCAAGGCAAGGACGAUCACGUUCAAGGCAGCGAGCUUGCAUUGGUGGAGGUGGAGGCGGAAAACGGCGGAGAGGACAAGAUCGAGUAG
Messenger RNA from Capronia epimyces CBS 606.96, 1467 nucleotides. RefSeq lists its product as uncharacterized. NCBI's taxonomy places the organism in Eukaryota, Fungi, Ascomycota, Eurotiomycetes, Chaetothyriales, Herpotrichiellaceae. The coding region runs from base 1 to 1467 and encodes 488 amino acids. The record is from RefSeq and is a predicted model, not a curated record. The transcript has a single exon.